Messenger RNA from Rhagoletis zephyria (snowberry fruit fly), 1961 nucleotides. RefSeq names its product mitoguardin-like. The record is from RefSeq and is a predicted model, not a curated record. NCBI's taxonomy places the organism in Eukaryota, Metazoa, Arthropoda, Insecta, Diptera, Tephritidae. Gene Ontology annotation, biological process: mitochondrial fusion.
AAACUUAAGUGCAAAGUGUGAAAAACCAGUUGGUGAAUGACAUGUAGCUAUCGAUUAAUGUUAGAGAUCAAUAGGCAAGAGAAAAACUAAAACAGCACCUAACCUCGAAUGCGCGAUCAGGUGUAACCGAAGCAAUGGUUGAGAGCAUAUGAGCACAUAUUAAAUUUCUUCAGAAGUAAAAUAAAAAAGUACUAAAAUAAAAUGCAAGGCCUAGUUCCAAGAUGGGCGGAUAUUCGCGUGCUUCCCUUCCGUAUGACUACCUCGCAAAAGGUUGUUUUUUUCUCGCUCACCGCUGGCGUAGCUUUACUUGGCGUGCUUGCGCGGUUCUUACGACGUCGAAAACCGCCACGCCCGCCCCGUCGAACACGCAAAUACACGGGUCGACGUGCGCGAAAUAGCAUGCGUAGCCCCAAUGAUUUGAUAUCCAUAGCUGGUUCAAAAGCAUCUGCACGUUCCGGCAGUCCUCCGGGUUCUACUGUCGCCUAUUCGGAUCGCAUGUCCAUGGCAUCCGGAUCUAUAGGCGUUGGCGCACUUUUAUCCGCUGCACAAAGUCAAACAGGUGCAAUAGUUCUACACUUAACCGCCCAGCAACUCGGCGUGAUGGGAAUGGAAGCAUUGGACACAGUAAUAAAUUAUUGGGAGGAUGCGCUAGCGGCACACAAUUCACCAGGUGGUGUUCCCGCUUUGCUAACCACUGCUGAGGAAUCUGAGUUUUGUCGUGAAAUACAAAAUCUACUUGAUAUGGCCUACACAUUACAAGAACAAAGUGAAUUACUAUUCUUGGACCAACGCUCGGUACUAUUUCGGGAUGAACCAUCCAUCGAUGAGUUAGAGGAGGAUGGUAUGGGUCAUGCGCUCGAGGACGGUAACGAAGAGGAUAGACAUUCGCACAGAUCGUUGAUGAGUCGCACAGGUUCUGAUCCAAAUUUCGAUUCAGCUGAAAGCUAUGCCUCGGCGCUAGAUCAAGUUGCAGAUAUGCGUGAUUUUGAGGAAUUUGUGGACACAUCUUAUGAACAAUAUCCAUUGUACAAUGCGGCGCUCAAACAUCACGAAGAAACGCCUAUUCCUUACCGUACUAUUCGCGCUGACCUGGUGCACUGUUCGAGUGAUACAGAAUAUCUGGUUAAACUGCAUUGUGUACGCUUGGCAUUUCAAUAUUUAUUCAAAGAUCCCUCAAUCGGCCAAUGGGUUUGCGAUACGGGUCGCCAAAUACUCACCGAUCUGCUCUGUCUAGGCGAUAAAGAUACCAAAGAGUUUCUGGUGGGCUACGAGGAUAUGAUCAACUAUUUGCAGAAUCCUAAUAAUUGGGAUGAAAUACAAAAAGAAUUGGAAGCGCGUAAUGUGAAAGCAAUGACUUUUUAUGACAUUUGCCUCGACUUUAUUGUGUUGGACUCAUUUAGGGAUUUAGACGCACCACCCGCAAGCGUUACAGCGGUCGUACAAAAUCGAUUUCUUUCGAACGGAUUCAAAGAAAUGGCACUAAGCACAGCAGUUUGGUCUGUACUAAAAGCUAAACAGCAUGGCCUCAAGUACCCGAAUGGCUUUAUGGCUCACUUCUAUAACAUUUCAGAGCAAUUAUCACCCUUAAUGGCCUGGGGUUUCUUUGGACCCGAUGAAAAUUUGCGUGACAUUUGCCAUUACUUCCGUGAUCAAAUGCUCGGCUUUUUAGCAGAUAUUUUCAGUUUUCAAAGCAGUCGUUACACAACUGUGGAGGAGUUUGCCGAAGAUAUACUGCAGCAUAUGAAGACACGUGUAAACAAUAUCGGCGCGAAAUUUUGUCAGUAGAAAGAAGAAGGCUGAAAAGUUUUAGUUAAGAAUUUUACUGAACAAUUAAUUUUAUUGCAACGGCUAUUUUAAUAUGGAGUAGCAAAAUUUGAACAACUCUUUUUUUACAUAGUCCAUAGUUUGGGUGCAUUCCAAAACGUCAAAAUACAAAGCAUCAGUUUAGUUGAAAACUAGCA